Molecule: messenger RNA, 2115 nt
Organism: Chlorella variabilis
Lineage: Eukaryota; Viridiplantae; Chlorophyta; Trebouxiophyceae; Chlorellales; Chlorellaceae
Exons: 7
Coding region: 1-2115 (704 amino acids)
Molecular function (GO): calcium ion binding
Source: RefSeq, a predicted model, not a curated record
AUGUUGGUGAGGCGGCACGCUGCGGAGGCUCUUGCACCCGCCGCUGCAGCCGGCCGCGCUGCUGCCACCGCCGCCCGCCCUGUCUCUUGGCUGCGAGGAUUGCCCGCGGCUUCGGUGGCAUUGACCCCGGAAGCAGCUCCCACCUUGAGUCUAAGCUCCCCAGUAUUUUCUCCCCGCAUCUGCUCAUACUUUGCAAAAUACACUAUCAAAGCAUCCACCGUGACGAAACGCUAUUGGGCAGGUGGCGGCGCCGGUCCGGCACCGGCGGCAGCUGCGCCUUUCGCUGUGGCACACGGCACGCUGGACAGCAGCGACAUCCCAGGCGCCGCCCCCAGAAGGGUCUUGCGUCCGCCACGCAGCGCGCCACAGGUAUGCGACUAUUCAUUCUCGGACCAGCUGCCCGCCGACCCCGGCAUGCAGCCACAGCGCCUCACCCGCCAGCGCAACGAGCCGCGGGACCUUCAGCUGAACGUUGCGGACAUCCCGGGGGCCAGCCCCGGCGGGCACAGCGACUGGCCGCGCCCCCGCUCCCACCCGCUAGACCCUCUCAACCCUCAGUACCGCUACCUGCCGCCACGCCCACCCGAGGCGCCGCUGCCGCCACCCGCCUUCAUACGCAACACGCUGGAUGUGAGCGAUAUUGAAGGGGCCAAGCCGCAGUCGCCCGCCGGCCGGACCCGCCACAGCCAGCCCAGCACCCUGGACAGCUCAGACAUCGAGGGGGCCAGCGCGGGGUGGUGCCCGCGCACCCUGUUUGCUGGUCAGGCCAGGGAUCUGAUGCGGGUGGCGGACAUCAGCGGGGCGCGCCCCCAGGCCAAGGACAAGCACCUCCAGCUGGCAGCCAGCGGCGGCAGCGGCAGCAGCGGGGCCGCUGAGCCGCACGGCAGCGGCGGGCCGUGGCAGCGCUCGCCGUCGCCGUACGGCGCGAGCCUGGCGGGGGGAGGGGGGUGGCCCCAUGCGGCAGCGCCCGGGGUUGGGGUCGCUGUCACGCCAGACUGGCACAAGCGGGUGCAGCAGGCAAAGGUGCAGCAGGCGGAGGUGGCGCGGCAGGCGCGGCACGCAGCAGAUGCAGCCAUCGGCGCUGCCGCCACCAAGGCAGCAGCGUCCCGCAGCCAGUCUCCCAGCCCCCACCCUGCUGGCAGCUGUGGUUCAGGCAGCAGGGGAGAGGCGGCGGCUGCGGGGCUGGCAGGAAUGCUGCAGAGCCUCAAGGCAUUUGAUCGAGACCGCAGCGGUAGGGUGCAGGCUGGCGAGUUUGCGUGUGUGCUGCAGCGCGGCGGGCUGGGGCUGUCGCUCAGCGAGGUGCAGCACCUGACGGCCAGCGUGCAGGACAGCCACAGCUGCGUCGAGUACCGCCCCUUUGUGUCCAAGCUCUGGGGCAAGCUGCAGGCGGCAACUGCCGCAGCGCAGGGCCCCGCGCCAGGAGGUGGCGCCACCGGCAGCGCACCAGCCGCCAGCAGCCCGACGUCGCAGCUCCUCCCACAGUUCAUUGCGGCCAGGCAGCGGCGGCUGCAGACCAGCGUGGGGGUGGUGCUGGGCCAGCAGCCUGAGGCGCUUGCACGGGAGGCGGCGGAGGUGGUGGGCCUGCCGGGCUACCAGCCAUGGAAGGAGCCAGCGCUCAGGGCGUUUGGAAAGCGCAUGGAGGGCUACCCGCACCCCGCAGAGUUUGAGAGCUGCUACAGCUUCUGCGACGGCGACUCGCGCUCGGCGCAGGCUGCCCAGAAGUGGAAGCUCAGCAAGGACCACCAGGCGGCCUGGGGCAUGCGGCGCAGGGGCGGCCCAGCGGAGCAGGCGCAGCAUGGCGGGGCCGCCAGCAGCACGCUGCCUCCCACCUCACCUGGCGCCCACACUGCGGGGGCCCAGCGCCGCCACCAGCAGCAGCAACAGCAGCAGAGGCUUGCAACGCCAGCAGCUGGCAACCAUGCUGGCGCCAGCGCCGCAGAGGCGGCAUCGAGCCAGGCGGCAGCGAGCCAGGCGGCACAGGGCCCGGCCAGGGGCACCAGGAGCGCGCCACCCACCGCCAGCUACAUGCGCAGAGACAGCCCGCUGCUAGCAGCGGAGCGGGCAGCGCGGGCAGCAGCGCAGCAGGAUGUGGAGCUGCUCCGCAGCCUGCAGUGA